ACUAUUAUUAAUUUGAAAAGAAAUUAUGAAUUCACAUUUAAUGAAAUUGACAAUUAUUUGGGUUGCAAUAUAUUUUAUGUUUGUAACAAUUAUUUACGCGUUAUUAUGUUAUUUGUAUUUUAGUAAAAAUUGUCAAAGUCCGUUAACAAAUAAUUUUCAAAAUCCGUCAACGAAUAAUUCUCAAAGUCCGUCAACAAAUAAUUCUGAAGUAUUGAAUGAAGAUCAUCUUGCAGAAAGAAGUUUAGAAUCUACUGAAGGAUUAGUUACAAUAAAAAAAGAAAAUGUGGGUGUAGAUGAAGAAGAUUCAGAAAGUAUUUUAAAAACUCGUCGGGAGACAAUAUUAAAUAAUAUAUUAAGUGCUUUUAAAUUUAAAAAACCUACUUCAACAACGGCGGUUAAUAAUUUAAUCAUGGGCUCUAAAAAUCUUGAUAAUUAUCUGGAGAAAAAAGUCGGGCUUGGAAAUUGGACAGCUGAUAUGAUUGACAGAGAAGAAAUAAUUAAUUUGUGCGAUACUUCGUUUAUUUUAUUACAAUUUUAUGCAGCUGACAAAGAUAUUGAUUAUAAAAAUACUGUUAAAAAUGUAAUUGAUAAAAUUAGAAACAAAAUGGACGACUUGGAGUUCGACAAAAUGGCCAGCUGGUUUUAUUGGACGGACUUUGCGUGUAGGUUUGUGAUCUUGUUGCUUGCUUAUGAAUUUUUGGUUAGCUACGAAUCAGGCAAUUUAGUUUAUCGGGAAUUAAUUAAUCAGUUGAUUCCCACAGCAAAACCUGAUGAAUGGAAGGAAAUGGAUUAUAAAAGAAUUAUUCAUUUUCUUGGGCCUAAGUUGGUGAUUAAUUAUUAUUAUGAAUCUGACUUGUACGGAUAUGAUGAUUUUGAUAAAAUUUUUAGAAUUUUAAAAAAUAAAUUUGAAGAAGUUGAAAGCAAGAAUUUGAAGAGUGAGGUUUAUAAUUAUGAUCUUUUGUUUCAAAUUUAUAAAUGUUUUGAUUUAAAUUGA
Messenger RNA from Cotesia glomerata, 994 nucleotides. RefSeq lists its product as uncharacterized. The coding region runs from base 26 to 994 and encodes 322 amino acids. The record is from RefSeq and is a predicted model, not a curated record. NCBI's taxonomy places the organism in Eukaryota, Metazoa, Arthropoda, Insecta, Hymenoptera, Braconidae. The transcript has 2 exons.